Messenger RNA from Zeugodacus cucurbitae (melon fly), 2331 nucleotides. RefSeq names its product P protein. The transcript has a single exon. Gene Ontology annotation, cellular component: membrane. Gene Ontology annotation, biological process: transmembrane transport. Bases 1 to 2331 code for a protein of 776 amino acids. The record is from RefSeq and is a predicted model, not a curated record. Lineage: Eukaryota; Metazoa; Arthropoda; Insecta; Diptera; Tephritidae.
AUGUCAAAACCCUCGCUCUGGAGUCACGAAGCGGACGAACAUGAUUCACUGGAAUCGGACACAGAGUUCGUUGAGUGGCGAACCGCUAGAACACGCACGACGAUGAAAGGAACUGUAGGCAAAAUUCAGACGUCUCCUGCGCAUGACCGCGCACAGAGAACGGACCGUCGCAAGGUGGUAGCUUUCGAAGAUGGAGGGGAUCAGCGUUUGUACGCCGGAGCAGCGAACUUCAAUGAUGAUACAAGUGCGACAUCGCUCUCCGAAGCAGAAGAAGAUGAAGCUGCUGAAUCACAAACCGCAAUGCAAAAAAGGAAGAGUAAAUAUUUGAAAAUCGUCAAGAUCAGUGUGCUCUUUGUAAUUUGGCUAAUAUUCACGAGUUUGCUAUUGGUACAACCCGAACAUGAACACUCCAAAUCGAAUUUCAUAUGCAUUCAUAAUGGCACAGAGAAGAUCUUCAAUGUGCCAGAGCCAUCAAAGUCGAAUGGAUUCUUCAUUAUAGCUACCGGGCCAUUUAUAAUGCUCUCGAAGCAUCAGUUGAAAAAGUUAGCCGGUAAAGAAAAAACGUUGAGUAUUCAGCUGUUUCAAUUUGUGGGGAGUGAAAGACAUGAAGUUACCAAGCCUUGGGUAUUAUAUUUAGAAGACACCUCGGAUUUAGACAGCAUACAUCUUGUGGAACGCACAAAACUGUUCGCAUUGCAGUCCAUUUCUGAGAAGGGUAGCGACAAGUUGCAAAUCAGCAUGCGCACGAAUAUACCGGAACCGCUUUCGUUGGAGUUCUAUUAUGAGCCGUCGCCGAUAAACUUAGAAAUCGGUGUUGCCAUAGCGCUCGUACUAGUAAUUGGCUUCUAUAUACUGCUGAUGCUGGACAUCGUGCAUCGUGCGCUCGCUAUAAUCGUUUUCUGCACGCUCGCCAUCAGCAUGCUAGCACUACUCAAUUUACGACCCUCGUUGCGUACUAUCAUCGACUGGAUCGAUUUCGAGAUACUCUUGGAGCUAUUCGGUUUGACGCUCAUCAUAGCCAUAUUGGCAGAGACUGGUAUUAUCGAUUACAUCACCGUACGCAUCUAUGAGUGCUCAAACGGUCAUAUCUGGCCAAUACUGAAUUGCUUGUGUUUCAUCACUUUUGUGCUUUCAUCAUGGCUCGAUAACAUUUUGAUGGUGCUAUUGAUCGCACCGAUUACCAUGCGUGUUUGCGAACUAAUGGAACUGAAUCCGUUGCCGUUACUCUCCUGCCUGAUUAUCUAUGCGAAUGUUGGCAAUACUUUGACGCCAAAUGGUGAGACACCGGCCGAAUACGUAUUGAACCACGAGGUAUUACGACGCGAGGGCAUCGACGCGUUUGUCUUUGUCGAGCACGUUUUGCCAGGUACCAUAAUAGCCGGCGCAAGCGCUUACCUCUACAUGCGUAUACUCUAUCACGAUUCGAAUACGAUGCGCUAUAAAGAUGGUGCCGAGAUUGAACGUCUGCGUCGUGUUAUUAAGGUGUGGUCGCGCACCGCCAAGAGUAUUAGUCCAUAUUCGAAGGAUGAAGAAGCGAUGCGCGAUACAGUCUUAUCGAAGGUGCGUCGUCUGCGUAAGCGCCUACAACGUAUUGGUAAGAUGCCAACACCACCACCGGACUACAAGGAAACCGUGAAGGCGCUCAAAAACGAAUUUCAAAUUACUGAUAAGGCGCUACUAGUCAAAUGCUGUAUUGUGCUGCUCUUCGUUUUCGUACUCAUCGGACUGCAUCUCAUACCGAAUUUGCAUUUUCUCUCCGUGGCUUGGACCUCGCUGCUCGCCUGCAUUCUCAUGCUCAUAUUGGCUGAAAAUGAAGAUUUCGAUGGCAUACUCGGCCGCAUUGAGUGGUCGACUAUGCUCUUUCUCGCCUGUGUCAUUGUUUUCUCUGAGGCCACAUCGCAGAUGGGACUAUUCGAUGUGAUUAGCAAUUUGACGGGUAAUCUGAUUACCUAUAGCAGUUCCGAUGCGCGUCUGGUUGUUGCCAUUCUGAUAGCCGUUUGGUGGUCGGCGUUUUGUGCUGCCUUUCUAACCGACGCUUCAGUGGCCUCGUUGAUGUUACGUGCUGUAACCGUUGCCGUGGAAGAUAUCGAGGAGGAAGAAUUGCCCGUGCAGCCGCUCAUUUGGGCCGUGCUGCUGGGCUCCGGCUUGGGCAGCAUUGGCACGAUAAUCGGCACUUAUGCGAAUGUCAUAUGCGCCGGUGUGGCGGAGAAACAUGGCUAUAAUUUUCCAUUCCUCUAUUACUGCAAGGUAGGCUUCCCCAUUAUGUUGGUGUGUGUGACGAGCGUUACCAUAUACUUGAUGAUUGCUCAUGUGGUGUGCCACUGGCAUUAA